AUGGCGGUAGGUGUUGCGGCCGGUGCGUGUCACUCUCUCGCCUGGGAUGCGGCAGGCGCCGCCUUCGCUUGGGGCCACGGCGGGAACGGAAGGCUUGGACUUGGUGGCGCUUGCAAGCGGCCCAGCCCGCAGCGAGUCGCCUUGGCGAAGCCCGUCAGCGCGGCCAGCGCUGGGGCCAACUUCAGCCUCUUCGUGGUGGACUCUGGGCAGGAGCUCUUCGCUUGCGGUGGCAACCAGUACGGACAGCUCGGGAUCGACGCGAGCCAGGCCUUCACGCCCGUCUCCGUCCAGAUCCCCCUGGCGGAAGACGAGGUCAUCGCGGCAGUGGAGAGUGGGACCAACCAUGUGAUCUGCUUGACGCAGAUGGAUGGCGAGGCUGAGGGCCAGGCGACGGUGUGGGCUUGGGGCUGCGCCUCCUCGGGGCAGUGUGGACCUAACGCUGCCUUUGAGUCGCAAGCCAGGCCCUUGAAACUCGGCGACUUCUCGCCGCCAUCGCCUCACCGCGCCGUCGCCGUGGCCGCCGGCCGCUCCCACUCAGCGGUCCUGGCUUUCACCGGCAACACUCCCGGCUGGCCCAGGGCACGUGCACGGCUUCGCCCGGCGGCACGCACUCCGAGAGAGAAGUCGAGGCCCCGAAAAGCUGAGCGCAGUGAGCAGGCUGAGGACAUCAUUGAGGAGUUCCUCACGGGCUUGGCGCAGCCCUCGCGAUUUCGAGCCUCGAAGCUGUUUGUCCUCCUGGCGGCGGCGGUGGCGUUGCUGAAGCUGCUCCCCGACCUCGACUUCUUAGGAGGCGACUCAAAGCCCGCCGUGAAACCUGGGGGAGCUUAUGAUGGCAGCGACAUCAACCCCGAGGAGAUGGGAGCCACCGAGUGGGAAAGGAACUGGUGGCGCGACAUGAAAACCCAGCAAGAAGCUCUCAACAAGAAGGCGGCCAUCGAACAGUCCAGAGGUGAUGAGGAUGGCGAGGGCGUGAAGACUCUGCUCUACUUGUUCGGCUUCCUGGUCUUCGGGACCUUCCUGGUCUUCCUGCCAGGACCCUUGCACAAGCUUUUCGCCCUUGCGAGGGCCGCACCGAGAGUGACCAUGGCUGAGGAAGCGCUCUUCAUGGGGGAAGGAGUCACCGAGAAGGUCCGGAAUCCCACUUCCGAGCUCUCUUCGCGACUGGGAGGCCGGCUCAUACGACGCUCAGGGCAGGGGCAGCAGGAGAAUCGCCGGUUUGCAGGCCGAAGGGGGCGCGAGCAGAAAGCGCCGCAGCUGAAGCCCUCGAAGCUGCCCGGAACCGGAACGGCCGGAACGGAGCCCCUGGGCGUCUCCAAGGCGCCGAGACGGACGAAGCCCGGCCUGGGCACAGGGGCCUUGCUGGCCGAGGCCUUGGCAGCCGAGGAUCAGUGGAGUGGCAUCCGCGAGUCCUUGAAGGGCCUGAGCUCCUACAUCGCACAGCUCUCUGACACGCCAGUUAAGGCACCGCUUGCUUCCUGGGCGCCCGUGCCGGCCGUGGUGCAACCCGGAGUGGGAGCCAUGGGGACGGCUUUCGCCCAAAGGUGCAGGAUCAGCAGUGGAGGCUUGGGAGUUCAAGCCGGGGAGUGGAUUCCGAUAUUCCCUCAAAGACAGCCAGGCCUGACGCGCGAGCGAUCCCUCGAGCUGCUGAUCGAGGCCAUGAGAGCUGGUCGGUAUCAUUCCGAAGAGGUCGAGAAACUGGCGCUGGAGUCUUUGGACUCGGACUCCUGGGAGGCGAAGCAGGGCGGCCUGCAGGCAGCCUCCGAGGCGAUCAAGCACUGGGACCAGCCAGUUUUUCGGGAAGCUGUGCUGGAGAAGGUGCCCGACCUCCUGACGGACCGGGAGUACCGUGUCCGGAAGGCCACAGCGGCCGUGCUCCGGGAGUGCUGUCUGCGAGAUGGGCUGGCCGUCUACGACAAGAUGGGGAAGAUCGUCUUGCACGACAUUCAAGACAAGUUCAAGCGACCCCAGGAGGAGGAGCCGCCAAGCGAACCGGGUCAAGGCUACGGGGAGGCGCCUGCCCCGCCAGCUCCACCCACCUUCCUGCACGACACGGAAGGUUGGCGGUCCCUGGAGACGUCCAUGGGAGCUUUGGAGGCGAUGAUGCAGGGUUGCGGCAUGGCCUUCACGCCACGCAUCGAUGACUCCAUGCUCUCACUGAUGGAGGAGUGUUCCAGGCACACCAAUCGCUUUGUGCGAGAGUACACCUACUUUGCCCUCAAGAACGUUUUCGAGGUCUGUUCUCAGGAGGCGUUCAUGGCCACCGUGGCACCCAAGACGGUUCACAUCGUCGCUGCAGGCAUCAAGGACAACUGGAGCCAGGUGCGCUACGCCGCCUCGGUGGCCGCCCGCGCCUUCAACGAGAAGGCUGGCGAUCGAAGGGAGGCCUUCUAUCCACAGCUCUUGGGGCUCAUGUGCCUGAACCGGCACUAUGUGGCCGAAGGCGUCCGCAACUUCUCCCAGGACACCUGGAAGCAGGUCUGCGGGCCGCAAGGUGGCGCCAGGCUGCUGGUGGCCCACUUCGAUAGUGUGAUUGAUGCUUACGUCGACGCUGCAACGGCACCGAACCACGCGGUGCGAGAGGCUGCCUGCAACUGCAUCUCAGAACUCGCGGCUCGCGUUGCAGGUGCACCCUCGAACCCGACGCCUUACCGCGAGCACUUCACGCCACCCCGUGUGCAGCGGCUGCUGAAGGCUUUGCUGGACUCCUCCACUGACGAGUCCUGGCCAGUGCGGGACGUAGCCAGCACUGCGCUGGGAUUCUUC
This is a messenger RNA of Symbiodinium sp. CCMP2456, 2763 nucleotides long. The record is from the annotation of a GenBank genome assembly. NCBI's taxonomy places the organism in Eukaryota, Dinophyceae, Suessiales, Symbiodiniaceae.